UUUGACAAUAAAUUCUGAAACCCUAACUUGCACGUAUUUCCCAUACUCUUCCCCUUGGAAAAAUCAAAGAUACUUACAGGCGCAGCGAUUAGUUCAGAUAUUGUAAGCGAUCUCGCAUCGUGAAUCGUAGAUACAGGUUCGUCUCUGAGUUGAAGUAGUCAUCAUGAGAUUGAGGAAGGGAAGCAAAGUGGAGAUCCCUGGUACUACUGAUAGACUUAGUGUCGAAUGGCGAUGUGCGCGAAUAAUUUCUGGUAAUGGGCACACCUACAGCGUUCAGUAUAACCGUUCUAGUACAACAAGUGAGGCUAGCAUAGUAAGAGUUUCGAGGAAGGCCAUCAGACCAUCUCCCCCUCCAAUUAAAGGUAUUGGGAAUUGGGCAGCAAAUGAUCACGUGGAGGUUUACAAUUUUGGUUCUUGGAGAGCAGCCACUGUUUUGAAAUUCAUUGACGGAGAUUUCUACUUGGUAAGGCUGUGGGUAUCUUGCAAAGAGUUAACGGUACUCAAGGUAAACAUGAGGGCACGCCAGACUUUUCAAAAUGGUCAAUGGGUUCUUAUGUCAAAGGGAUCUGGCAAGUCACCAGUUCGGAAGUCUAGCUUGAUUUCUUACAAUUCCAAGGAUCUGCCUGAAAAUGAGUGCCGAAAUAUUUUUUCUCAAGGAUUAGAUGCCAGUGAUCACCAGGAACGCCUGGUCUCAUCUUCAACUUUGAAAAGAAUGUCCCCUUUUGUCUCCUCUUAUCCCAGAAAAUUAAGGGCUAUGUCGAAUAUGGGUGAGUGUGAAAGAUUCAAAGCUGUAACUACAGCCCCCUUGCUGCAAAAGGUACAUGCUGUUGUUUACCCACAAAAUAAUAAGGGUGAAAAAUGCAUGCAUACUUCAUUUACUAAUGGUACCAACAAAUAUUAUGAAACAGGAAAGGAGAAUUCUUGUAAUGUUUCAACACACUUUCUUGAACGAAUUGAAGAACCUGAUUAUUCUUGUAGUGAUCUGAGUUCUGUUGGCAGUUGUAGUGUGAUAAGUAGUAACUCAAAUAAAAUUUCCAGUGAUACCUUAGCAGGUCCUUGCCAAGACGAAGAUACCCUUUGCAGUGAUGCAGAAUCUCUAGAUAUUGGAGAUGUGGAUAAAGGAUGCUCCACAUGCUCCACUUCUACCAAUGAGGUUGCAGCAGAAACAAUUCAUAGGUUUGAGUUGAAUGCAUACCACAGUACCCUAGAAGUUAUGUAUGCCUCUGGUCCUUUAAGUUGGGAACAAGAAGAAAUAUUGACUAAUCUUCGUAUUUCACUCAAUAUUUCAAAUGAUGAACAUUUGAUGGAGAUAAAGAACUUAGGUUCAUGUGGUCAGAAUUUUUAAAUGUUUACAUUUUAAUCCCUCAUUUGUACAGCCUUAUUAGGUUCUGAAGAAGAGUACAUAUUUUUGAAUAAAUAUUUUAUCUUAAAAUUUCUAUAUUGGGGAAAUUAUGUUGCUAUACUCUAUAUGAAUAUAUCAAGUUAUGAUGCUCGUUAUGUAUUCGCUAGUCUCUUUCUCUCUCUCUUGACAUUUGAUUUCGUAAUUUUUCCUUUUCAAUGGUACGAGUUCGUAGCUUCUACACCUACUAUGAUUUGCUGAUAUGAGAUGUUCAUCUGAUUGUCUCUUUGACUACUUGUAUAUCAUUUAAUUGCCAAGUAAUGAUUACUACUUCAUGAAUUUGCAUGGACAGCUUGAUUAUACUUCUGAAUUUAAUCUAAAAUAUUGCUUAAUUUGAAUAAAUUAUAUUAGCGAUUAUUUUAUGGCAUCUCCUUUUCUGCCAUUUGACUAUUAUGGAUGAAUUGAUGAAUAAACUACAAUUUUCCAGGGCCAGGGUUGGAGGCUUGCAUGCCUUGCUUCCAAUGGCUAAAUAUGAUGAUACUAGGUUUGCUUCUUCUCUCUCUGCAAAUUAAUUGGUCUCAUCUACCAAUAAUUUUCUUACUGAGAUUAGAAAUUUCGGACCACUAUAUAUCACUCAUCUGAUUCAAGAACAUGAUCUCGCUUUAAAGUGCGGAUGUAAUCCUCAUACGGCAGGUCUUAUUGUGCAAUUAUUCAGAUAAUAAUAAUUUAAUUAAUUUAUUUGCAUACGGUGUGAAUUAUCUUCACUGUUACUUGAAAAUUUUAUCCUGCCAGUGGAAAAAAAGGAUGCUAGGAUGUUCAGAAUCUGUUAUAUAUCAGGCAGCUAAUUGCCCUGGAUUUCUUUCCCGUGGCCUCUCCAUGAUGCAUAAGCAGAUGUUGGUGUGUUGACAUGGAAGCAAAAUUGCAGCUGCACUAGUGCUUUGCAGUCACUACUUCAAACGGGUAAAAAUAUCUCGGUUUUUGCAUUAUUGAGCUGAUUAUUUUAGGGUCGUUUGCUCAAUAUCAUGUACUUUCUAAUCCCCUUUCUGCAAAAGUAUUCUCUCCAUUCUCUAAUCUCAGCUCACCACUGUCUGACAGCUGUAUCUUCUUGUUCUUCCGCUUGUGUAGGCUCGUUUCUGUUUUUCCUUGCUUCUUCAUUUUAUGCAUAUUGCACUUUCUUGACUAGUUAAAUUAUGCCUUAAAUAUGCGGCAAAUGUGCAUCUUAUAGACUAUGGACUAAUUCUGUAUGGCUUUGAUCAUAAAGGAUAAAAAUUAAGUUUUUGUUGGCCUUUCUCCCCAAAAUAAAUUACUUGUUUGAAUGUACAUAAUUGUUGCGGUCAGUCCAUUAUAUACUGUCUUAUUGUACCUUUCUUUUACUGGUCACUUAGUGUGCUUAUUUUUGUAAACUUUCUUAGGUUUGGAUCUUAUAAUUUCUCGACAAUUUAUUUUUGUUCUCUUGACAGCGUUGAAAAUGGCAUAUAAUGGCAACAGGUUAGCAAUGGUUUUUAACAGGUCUUGGGAAAAAUACUCCAUGACAGUAGUUUUUGAAUGGAUGUAUCUAAGAAUUUGUAAAGUAGCAUAGGAAUACGCAUGCAGCCGUCUUACUCAAAUCAAUCACAGCUCAUUUCCUUUCUUCUUUCUAUAGCGGUUUCUGAGCAUGUAUCUCUCCUUAGCCCCUCGAUAUUGUCAAGCAUACUGUCAAUUGAUCACCAAGAAAAGUGUUAGGACAUCCAUUGAUUGCUUUGACAUGGAGCAGCAUUUUCUAUGUAUAUUCUCGUUGAGGUUAAAUUUAUGUUUUUUUGUCUCUAUUUUAUUGUUUUUGUCUCCAAUAAAUUAUAUUGUUCGUUGGGUUUACGUACUAAUCGCUAAUGAGAUCCGUUUAUGACAUUCUCUUAACCUUUUCAAUGUGAUCAUUUUGGUUCUCAACUGUAUAUUUUGAACUGUUGUAUAUAUAUAUAUAUCGGCUAUUCAUGGACAUAGUUCCCUGUAUUUUAAUCCAAUGCACGUUUUUUCUAAAAUUCAUUUCGGCCAUGCUAGUUAGUUGUGUAGUUAUUUGCUGUGGACAAAUUGAAUCCCAUUUGCUGAGCUGAUCAAUGUUUUGGCUUUUGCAAAUCAAGAAGGCUUGUGGAAAAGAAGUACCUGAGAAGAUGUGAUGUAUUUAAGCAAAUCUUAUGGAUAUUUGGUUUGCCUCUAUGUGCGUGUGUAAUGUCUGACUUCGAUUUCGGUAUUUGAAUUUCUCUGAUCAUCUUAUAUCGCAAAUCAAGUAUUUAUUUGAUGUACAUUUUGCGCAGUCAAGUUGAUCUGUUAAAAUUUUGUAUGAUUGCAGCCUGUGCUGUGUAAUUCAAUAAAAUCAGCGGAAGAUUGACCCUCA
This is a messenger RNA of Vigna unguiculata (cowpea), 3707 nucleotides long. RefSeq lists its product as uncharacterized. The record is from RefSeq and is a predicted model, not a curated record. Lineage: Eukaryota; Viridiplantae; Streptophyta; Magnoliopsida; Fabales; Fabaceae.